GUCCCUUUCUGCUCCUGACUCCCACAGGGAAGGCAAGCAGUCCAAAAACACAACUGAAUUUGAAAAUUUCCCAAAUGACAAAUUAACUCAAAUCACAAGGACAUUGGUAAAUCAACUACAACGAGCAAGAAGGGAUAUUUCAACAUAGGUGAAACAUGUCUUUAACUUUGCUUCUGCUAUGUGCAUGCAUCAGUGUCAUUUCCGGCACACCAGUGUUUUUUGGAGACAUGUCUGAUCAGGACAGCACAAUUAGUGUAAGCAUCCCUGUGGAACAGCCACUGCGGCCCCUUCUGGGGGGGAGUAUGGUUAUCCCCUGCUACUUCCAAGACAAUACUGUCCAUGACCCUGGAGCCCCGACCAUUGCCCCACUCGCCCACCGUAUCAAGUGGAGCUACAUAUACAAGGGCAAGAUAACCCUUAUUCUAGUUGCCACUGGAGGCAUGGUAAAGGCUGAAAGAGAUUACUUGGACCGGGUCCAUUUGGUAAAUUACCCCAUGGUGCCAUCCGAUGCCACCAUUGAGAUCUCAGAACUCCGUUCCAAUGACUCUGGCACCUACAGGUGUGAGAUCAUGCAAGGCAUUGAAGAUAACUAUGACUCGGUGGAAAUGCAAGUUCAAGGUAUUGUGUUCCACUACCGAGCAAUUUCUACCCGAUAUACCUUGACAUUCGAGGGAGCAAAGGCAGCCUGCAUCCAAAACAGUGCUGUUAUUGCAACUCCUGCUCAGCUACAAGCGGCCUAUGAUGAUGGAUUUCAUCAAUGCGAUGCUGGUUGGCUCUCAGAUCAAACUGUGAGGUAUCCUAUUCAUGAACCAAGAGAGCCUUGUUAUGGUGACAAGGAAAACUUUCCAGGUGUACGAACAUAUGGAGUCCGAGAUGUCAACGAGACCUACGAUGUCUACUGUUUUGCAGAGAAAAUGUCAGGCAGAGUGUUUUACUCCUUCUCUGUGGACAAGUUCACAUUUCCAGAAGCUAAAGAUCAGUGUGCAAAGCUGGGAGCCCAACUGGCCACCACAGGUCAAUUGUAUCUGGCAUGGAUGACUGGCAUGGAUGUGUGUAACGCUGGCUGGCUAGCAGACAGGAGCGUGCGGUACCCCAUUAACAUACGUCGACCCCAGUGCGGUGGAGGCCUUUUGGGAGUACGAACUGUUUACCUGUUUCCAAAUCAGACUGGCUACCCCCUUCCAGACUCUCGCUAUGAUGCAAUCUGUUACCAUGAGCAAGAAGAGAAGGUUCCAACAAAGACCACACUAUUCCCUGAAACAUUUAUUACUACUACUGAAUCCACGUUCAGUGUGGCUACAGUCACUUUAAGCCCCACAGUGUACACUGAACAGGUGACCACACAGGGUGAGGUCCGUGGAGUGACCGAAGAGAUGAUCAACAUUACUGGUACAGAAGAAACCCUAUCGCAACCUCCCAAUGUUACUGAGACAAGCUCAAUUGUGGAAGAGGACGUGAUCGGAGCAGCCACUGCUAAUCCUAACCUGGGAUUCGAGUUAACCAAAGACAAUGUGACCUCUGGAAAUCUGUCUGACACAUUUGAGGAUGAUAUGGUGAAUGCUACAGGGACAGAUCUGACAACUAACAUGACAGAAACAGAGCUGCCUGGUCCUGCUCAUCCACUCGUCCCUCCCAUUUCUGUGAACAUAUCUGAAUCAGGCUCUGCAUCAGGUCAUCCUGACCACAGUUCUGGGGACAUAUCUGGAUCAGGCUCCGCAUCUGGUCAUCCUGACCACAGUUCUGGAGAUUUAUCUGGAUCAGGCUCCGCAUCAGUUCAUCCUGACCACAGUUCUGGGGACAUAUCUGGAUCAGGCUCUGCAUCUGGUCAUCCUGAAUACAGUUCUGGAGAUAUAUCUGGAUCAGGCUCCACAUCAGGUCAUCCUGACCACAGUUCUUUGGACAUAUCUGGAUCAGGCUCUGCAUCUGGUCAUCCUGACCACAGUUCUGGAGAUAUAUCUGGAUCAGGCUCCGCAUCAGGUCAUCCUGACCACAGUUCUGGGGAUAUUUCUGGAUCAGGCUCAGCAUCAGGUCAAUCUGACAUUUUUGAAUCAGACUCAGGAUCAGGUCAUCUUGAUCUCAGUUCUGGGGACAUUUCUGGAGUGGGUUCUACAUCAGGUCAUCUUGAUCUCAGUUCUGGGGACUUUUCUGGAGUGGGUUCUACAUCAGGUCAUCUUGAUCUCAGUUCUGGGGACAUUUCUGGAUUAGGCUUUACAUCAGGUCAUCUUGAGCUCAGCUCUGGAGACAUUUCUGGAUCAGGGUCAGCAUUGGGUUAUCAUCUUGAUCUCAGUUCUGGAUACAUAUCUGGAUCAAGCUCAGGAUCAGGCUCUCAUGAUUUGAGUUCUGGGGACAUAACUGGAUCAGGCUAUGCUCAUUUCAGUUCUGGAGAUAUGUCUGGAAGUGGGGAAAGAUCUGGUUCUGGCCAAAGUGGUGAAGAAUCUGGUUUUCCUGUGAGUUUUCUUGGAGGUGCAGACACACUCAUUUGGGGGACCUCUGCUUCAAAAACUGCUCAGGAGAGAAGAGAAGGUAGUGGUGGUUACAUUACUAUAGGCCCAGAAUCUGGACUCUAUAAAGAAGGAAGUUGGGCUAGUGGCCUUCCAUCAGGACUCGGUAGUGGAACUAGUGGUUUUGGAGCAAGUGGCCUUUCUUCAGGACUCAGCAGUGAAGUUAGUGGUUUAGGAGCAAGUGGCCUUCCAUCAGGGCUUAGCAGUGAAGUUAGUGGUUCAGGAGCAACUGGCCUUCCAUCAGGAUUUAGCAGUGAAGUUAGCGGUUCAGGAGUUAGUGGCUUUCCAUUGGGAUUUGGAAGUGAACUUAGCGGUUCAGGAGCCAGUGGCCUUUCUUCUGGAUUCGGCAGUGAAAUUAGUUGUUCAGGAACUAUUGGCUUUCCAUCAGGUUCCGGCAGUGAACUUAGCGGUUUAGAAGCUAGUGGCCUUCCAUCAGUAUUCGGGAGUGGAGUUAUCAGUUCCGGAUCAAGCGGCAUGUACAGUGGUGCUGACAUUAGUGGUUCAGGCUUAUUCAGUGUGUCAUUCUUGGACACAGAAAUGACUGAUCUAACUGCAAUACCAUCUGGAGAACAGGAAUUGUCUGGUGUUUCUCCAUUUAGCUUAAAAGAUGUUAGUGGUUCUGGCUCUGCUUCUUCAGCAUCUGGUUUUCCCAGUCACCCAUCAGGUGAUAUAUCUGGCCACCCUGAGAGAUUAAAUCGUAAGAUUGUGAUGCUAACAGAUGAUGAAAUCAUUGAGUUUGUCUCUGGAUCUACAACUAGAACGGAACAGGAACAGGGUCGUGGAUCUGUGGAGUUCAGUGGAGAGGUCAGUGGUCAUGAGUAUUCAGCUAUGGGCAUCUCAAUCUCUCCUAGUAACAUUUUAAGUGCCAAAAAUACAGAUGAUCUACCAGUAAUAGAUGAUCUACCAGUAACAGAUGAGGAAUUUCAUAGCACCACAAAUGUGUUUGAUGUCACUGAUGAGUCCCCAGUGGAAACCACACCUUCCACCAUUUCAGCAUUCAUUACUUCUCCUUCUGUCUCGUUACAACCACCAGAAGCUAUGAAGGAUCCAACUGUCACAGAGGUGCUACAGGGAUGUGCUGAGGGGUGGAUGGAGUUCAUGGGCAGCUGCUACAUCCACUUUGAUGAGCGGUUAACCUGGGCCGAUGCUGAGCAGCGCUGUCAGGAGCUAAAUGCUCAUCUGGUUAGCGUAUUUUCUCAGCAAGAACAAGACUUUGUCAGAACUCAGGCUCACAACUACCAGUGGAUCGGACUCAAUGACAAAGACGUGGAAAAUGAGUUUCGUUGGACAGACGGAAGCAAUUUGGAAUAUAGAAACUGGAGACCCAACCAGCCAGAUAAUUAUUUCAGCACAGGGGAAGACUGUGUUGUAAUGAUAUGGCAUGAAGAUGGCAGGUGGAACGACGUGCCCUGCAACUACCAUCUUCCCUUUACUUGCAAGAGAGGACCUGUCACAUGUUCAUCACCUCCUGAAGUGGAGAAUGCCAAGAUGUUAGGCAACCGCAAAGAUCGCUACCCUGUUAAUUCGAUCAUACGCUACCAGUGUAAUAGUGGAUUCACACAGCGCCACCUUUCUGUGGUGCGGUGCAUGACAGAUGGUCAGUGGGAGGAGCCUCAAGUCCAAUGCAUAGGUGAAACAAACAACAGGCUACGUAAAAGAUCCCUCAAGACACAUCCCAAAGCAGUCAACAGUCGGACAUGGAGGAAGACCCUCUAAACAAGAAAAAAGGCAAAUACUUCAAAAUAUCAAGAGGACUGUUUCAUCUGUAAAGAAGCCUUAUUUACCUUAAUGAAAUGUUGAAGGGACCAACCUCAUAUUUGGGUUUAUUUAAAUUAAAUUUAUACUUCCCUAUCUUUAAUUCGCAAUUGCUGAUACAAACAAAUCUAUUACAGACUGAAAUAAAAAAACUAUCUCCCCUUGAGUUUUAGUUGUAGAAACGAUUGUUACUUAAGCACCAUAAAAUAAAAGCAUAGUAAGGGCAUUAAAGGGUCCCCAUUGACUUCCAUAGUAUUUUUUUUCCUAUAAUGAAAGUCAAUGUGGUCUCUGAUCAGUUUUGUAACAACAAGAGAGUGAGUAAAUAAUGACAGAAUUUUCUUUCUUUUUUUCACUUUUCCAUUACUUCAAGUAUUUGUAAGAUUUUCUUUCAAGACACAAGGUGGCACUAUUGUCAACAUUUUUCCAUCCCCAUCCCAGAACACUACACUGUAAUUUUAAAAUCCUUGUAAUGAGAAAUAUCCUUAUAAGAAUUUUAGGUAUGUAGAAAUUAAAAUGGUUACUAAAAUCGUGAUACUCCCUUAUCACAUACUGUUUGAAUGUUAAUGUACCUUAACAUACUAUUUUAAAAUUUGGUUUAUCAAUUUGCACGUGUCAGCCAUAAACAAGUCACAAGAGGAACUACAAGAAAUGCUUAUACUUCCAUUAUAGUUGUUUGCAAUAUUAGCUAAAAAAUGCUUAAAUAAAAAAAUAGUAUGCUGGGGCACCUUUUGCAUACUAUUUCAAAACUUUACAAAUUUAAUAUAAUGCUACGCUACAGUAUUUACAAUAAAUAAACUCAUUCCUUUUGAGCACAAUGUUAGUCUUAAUAGAUAUACUGUAAGAUAGAUGUAGAUAGUAGAUAUAGGCUAAUAGAUAACAAGCGAAUCUCCCAGGACCAUAAAAGGUCACUAAACUUGAAAACCAGACAAAAGGCUUUAAUAUCUACAGCUGGAUACAGUUAAAGCACAUUAGUCUUUUAAAUUAUAUAACUGAGAUGUGUCUUUUUAUUUGUUUUGUUGUUCGUCGUAGUUUACAUGUCUAGUUUGACCACAGAGAGCAAGAUGUCUCUGUGAAACUGUGAAAGAUUAAAUCUCCCAGUCCUGUCUCAGCAUGCAUAAUAUAGACAAAGGUUUACUAAAACUGAAAGAAUAAAAUUUAAUUGUAAUUGUGGGAUCAUUCUGUCACUGGAAAACAACGAUUGCUUACGUUCAGUAUGAUUUAGUAGCAGUUAUAUCUUGUGCAAUGCAAUUUCUUUUUCAGUAGGUAUUAAUUCACUGGUGUAUUCAACUCAACUCAAGUCUCAAAACCAGACUACUAGAAGUUAAUAAAUAAAUGAUAGCAAUAUUAGAAAUGAGGGUGAUGAUUGGGUACAAUGCUGGAGGAAUUGUGUAGCUUCUACAGAAUAUCAUUUUAUGAUGAGCAGGCUUCUGCACUUUUUCCAUUUUGACAUCUGAAAGACAUUGUUUUAUUUUGUAUAGUAACAUUGAUAAGCAUCCAUAUUACAAUGACAGGAACAUGAGAAAACAUUUUACAUUUGCCUCUGUUUUGCUCGAUUUAAAUGUUUGCCUUUGAAUCCCUCGAAAUAAAUCUACUAAAUGUGUGUCAAUAAAAAUUAUUACCUCCUAA
Messenger RNA from Misgurnus anguillicaudatus (oriental weatherfish), 5882 nucleotides. RefSeq names its product aggrecan b (gene acanb). Gene Ontology annotation, molecular function: hyaluronic acid binding. Gene Ontology annotation, biological process: positive regulation of neuroblast proliferation; skeletal system development; cell adhesion. The record is from RefSeq and is a predicted model, not a curated record. NCBI's taxonomy places the organism in Eukaryota, Metazoa, Chordata, Actinopteri, Cypriniformes, Cobitidae. Gene Ontology annotation, cellular component: perineuronal net; synapse.